This is a messenger RNA of Aphanomyces astaci, 1810 nucleotides long. RefSeq lists its product as hypothetical. NCBI's taxonomy places the organism in Eukaryota, Oomycota, Saprolegniomycetes, Saprolegniales, Verrucalvaceae. Gene Ontology annotation, cellular component: Golgi apparatus. Gene Ontology annotation, molecular function: alpha-1,3-mannosyltransferase activity. The transcript has 2 exons. The record is from RefSeq and is a predicted model, not a curated record. Bases 54 to 1676 code for a protein of 540 amino acids. Gene Ontology annotation, biological process: protein O-linked glycosylation.
CUCGCGAGUUUUUGGUUUUCGUUGGCGUGUCUGUCGUCUACCGACUAGAGCCCAUGCCACCGGCUACGGGACAGCGCACGACCUCUCUCUCAUCCAUCCUCGUGUCAGUGUUCGCCGUGUGUCUGCUUUGUCAAGCGGUGCUAUUCCGCAACAUCUUCUCGGCGGUCGCCGACUUGCAACACGACGGCGACCAUCGUGCCCAUCUCCGCUCCGUGGCUGCUGCUGCCACCUCGUCCGAUCUUGUUGAGGCUGGGAUCGACAAUUCGACAUCACAUUCAACCCGUGCGUCCAGCCAAAACACGACCGAGCCGACAGGUCCUUCUGGUUCCGCAAGCAAGAGCAUCGACCCCCUCCUUCCCUUCAAUUCCAACGCAUCAGUAUCUCUUGCAUCCGUGGUUGAACCCACCACGACCUCGAAUUACGCGCCACUGUCAUCCGCCGCCGCAUCGCCAUCCUCCUCUUUGCAUCCGUGGACGGUGGCCGAUGUCUCGUUCGACCGCGUGAUGAACGCAGAUACAAGGGGGGUGUUUGUGUCCAAAUUCGCGUCGGCACCCCGUGGUAUCGUCAUGUGCAUGCACACUCGGAUGGUUCCCAUGGGUGUGUCGUUGAUCCAGGAACUUCGGGCGCUGGGGAACAUCGACCCCGUCCAAGUGUUUUACUGCCUCCCCAACGAACUCUCGUCGACGGAUGUGACGCUCUUGACAGGCCUCGGCAACGUUGAAGUCGUAGACUUGUGCUCCGUACUGGUAACGUCGCGCAUCUUUGCAGACCAUGGCGUGGCCAGCCGGUUUCAAAACUUUUGGCUCAAGCCACUGGCCCUGGUGUUUUCGCCGUUUCCAAACGUCCUCCUGGUCGACGUGGACGCGAUCUUCUUGCACGACCCAGCUUUGCUCUGGACAUCCCCCCCUGUGGUCGACACAGGCACCUUGUUCUUCCACGAUCGGGUCCUCGACUUUAGCCAAUUCCUCAACCAAGAUGUUGGCCCAGACGACGGCCAAACGUUCAUUCAAGUGUUCUUCGACACGUUUCCGUACGCUGCCGUCAACUUGACGCGACCGGCUGCCAUCUCCGACACCAUGCGGCGGUCCAUGGUCUGGAACAAGCACACGGCGCAUGAGCAGGACUCGUCGGUCGUCCUCAUCGACAAGACCCGCGCGGGGCCCCACGUGCUUGAGACCCUGUGGUAUCUCGUCACAGUCAAGCGAUUUCAAGACCAAAUCACGUUUUCCUGGGGCGACAAGGAAGCGUUUUGGCUCGCGUUUGAGCUCGCCGGUAUCCCGUAUGCGUUUUCGCCGUGGAACUGCGGGGUCGUGUCGCUCCCAGACGACGCGGCUCUGCACCCCACGACGCUGUGUGGCAGUUUGGCCCAGUACUGGCCCGACCUAAACAAGAACGAUGUGUUCUUUGUCAAUGGCAACGCCGUCGUGAACGUGUAUCGCCUCGGAGACGGGCGCCACACGGACUGGGCGGCGCGGGCGGCCUCCCUCGUGGCCGCGAUCCCGAAGCUCGUGACGCCACGUCAUACGCGGCACCCCACAAGUCAAAACCGCCAGGGGCUGGAUCAAACGUGUUUGCUUGGCGAAGGCGCGACCGACAUAGCCCCUGCGUUCCAGGACGUAGCCGAACGGCGCAUUCGACGGGGUCAGGCUGUGGCCGAAGCCAUGACGUGGGACUAGUACAAUUUAACUUAGGAGGUGUAGUUUCACAUGGUAGUACUAUACAUAUAUCGAGUGCAUACUAGUUAGUAUAUUGGGCUGGUCGUAACAUUACUUGGGGGAGGGCCAGCUUCACACUUGAAGCUGACCCCCUU